This is a messenger RNA of Macrobrachium nipponense, 4650 nucleotides long. RefSeq names its product glycoprotein 3-alpha-L-fucosyltransferase A-like (gene FucTA). Gene Ontology annotation, cellular component: membrane. The record is from RefSeq and is a predicted model, not a curated record. Gene Ontology annotation, molecular function: fucosyltransferase activity. The coding region runs from base 1016 to 2719 and encodes 567 amino acids. The transcript is spliced from 6 exons. Lineage: Eukaryota; Metazoa; Arthropoda; Malacostraca; Decapoda; Palaemonidae.
AUAUCGCCCCGUUCAGUGUUCUGCGUCGUCUAGCGGAGUUAGCUGUGAACGAAGUCAGCUUCUCUCUUUUGAUAAUUACUGGAAUUAGCGACGCCGUUAGUUGAUUUCCAUCUGAUAAUCAUACGUAAAAGUGUGUGUGUUUUUUUAAGCGUCGUGAUUAAUUAAUUUAUUUCCCUGCUCGAUGCUUACUCGUUAAUCCCCAACAAAAAAAAAAAAUCGGACAUGAGUGUCGAAUUAGUCACUCGUUAAUCCCCCACAAAAAAAAUCGUACAUGAGUGUCGAAUUAGUCACUCGUUAAUCUUCAACAAAGAAAUCGUACAUAAGUGUCGAAUUAGUUAACCACUUACUCGUUAAUUCCCAACAAAGAUCGUAUAUAAGUGUGGAAUUAGUUAGUUACUCGUUAAUCGCCGACAAAAAAAAAUAGUACACGAGUGUCGGAUUAGUUAGUCACUCGUUAAUCCCCACCAAAAAGAAAUCGUACGUGAGUGUGGAAUUAGUUAACCGCUUACUCAUAAAUCCCCAACAAAACAAAACGUACAUAAUCGUCGAAUUAGUUAGUCACUCGUUAAUCCCCAACGAAAAAAAUCCUGCAUAAAAAUGUCGAAUUUUGACUCUGCUCAUUAAUCCCCAUAAAAAAUCCUACGUUAAAGUUUAUAUAGAUCUCACUAAAGGUACAAUUUCCUUAGGAUGCUGUCCGUUGGGAAGUAUACCCUUUAAAAGAAUCCCACAUAGAGUCCUAUAAAGAUUUUGCAAAAGUAGGACAUCCUUAGGAUCGUCUCUCUGUGCAUAUCAUUCGCAAAAAAAGAAAAAAAAAAGUAUUUUUAAAAGGAUCCUUCUUGUUUUAAGUAGUACAUCCCCCGUGGUGCAAUAUUCCGUGCUGGUAUAAGGCCUUCUAUUGCUUUUUACCUUGAGGUGUGAUAAGGCUUUUUGAUCUAUAAUUCUCUCAGGAAAUACGAAAGGAUAUCUUUUAAGUGGUGGAUCAGCUGAUGGUGGCGGGUGGGUAGGAGGCAGUAGGAUGCCCAGAGUGUCUUUGCGUCGUGGCCUCCUCUACUUGUCGGCCGCGACCACCUUCUCUCUCCUGCUGGUGUCAGUCCACCAGCCUGGGGGAACCUGGCUCAAUGGCCCCCCAUCCUCGCCCAUCACCCUGCGGAGGCAGCAGCAGGCCGCUGCUGCAGCCGCUGCUCCUGCAGGAGGAGGAGGAGCUCAUGCGGACCACCCGGUUCUCGAGGUGGUAGAGGAGGAAGCCGAGAGCGGCGCAAGGCCUAACGGCGCAGGCCUUCAAGACGCCCUCCUCGAGGACGGAGCCUUAGCAGAGCCCGAUACCUACCAGAGGGUCCUGCCCUCCGUCCCACGCCCCCAGCCCCUGCCCAACGUCAGCCUGACGACGCUCCCCCCAGCCGUGCGCCCCUGGUACCUGGACGGGGGCCAGCUCCGCCCCGACGCACCCCUCGAUGGGGAGCAGUGGCUGCGCUCCCAGAGGCUGUGGCCCGACGAGGAGACCUCCGGCGACCGCAUCGUAGAGCAACUGAUGUUCCGUCCGCCCCCGCCGCCCCCGCGCCUGGAGGACCACCCCGACCCCUCGGCGGCCGACGGGUCCUCCGCUCCUCCGCCCUACAAGAAGAUCCUAAUGUACAAUGGCAUGAACUCCUGGGGCCUGCGGGCCGGGCGCGGGCAGUUCGUGAAGCUGAGGUGCCCGGUGGACACUUGCGUGCUGACGGGCAGCCGGUCCGAGAUCUCGACGGCGGAUGCCGUCAUGUUCAAGGACCACUUCAGCAUGCCCCCUAACAAGCGCGACCCACGCCAGGUUUGGGUCAUGUUCAUGCUGGAGUGCCCCAUGCAUACCCAGCACUUCACCAACAAGAACGUCUUCAACUGGACGGCCACCUACCGCCACGACUCUGACAUCGUGGCUCCCUACGAGAAAUGGGUCCACUACGACCCGAGCGUCCGGCAGAAGCCGCAGGACGUCAACUAUGCCGCCAACAAGACCAAGCAGGUCGCCUGGUUCGUGUCGAAUUGCGGUGCCAGGAACAACCGCCUGCAGUACGCAAAGGAGCUCGGCAAGUAUAUAGGCGUGGACAUCUUCGGGGCCUGCGGCACCAAGCGCUGCCCGAGGUCCAACUCCGCCAAGUGCUUCGAGAUGCUCAACAAGGACUACAAGUUCUACCUGGCUUUCGAGAACUCCAACUGCCGCGACUACAUCACCGAGAAGUUCUUCGUUAACGGUCUCAGGGGUAUCCCGAAACAGAUAAGCCGACGAUCUACUGAACAGGAUCGGGAAUCCAAAGGUCACCACAUCCUUCCCAUCGUGAUGGGCGCCCACCCAGACGACUACGCCCGCCAAGCCCCUGAGAAAUCUUACAUCCACGUCGACGACUUCGAGUCGCCCAAGGACCUCGCCGACUUCCUACAUCUCCUCGACCAGAAUGAUGACCUCUACAAUGAGUAUUUCCGGUGGAAGGGGACAGGGGAGUUCAUCAACACAUACUUCAUGUGUCGCCUGUGUGCCAUGCUGCACGACGAAGGCCACCAGCAGCAUUAUGAGGACAUCAACAUGUGGUGGCGCGGGUCGGGCACCUGCAUAAACGGCUCCUGGAGAAAGUACGACAAGAUGAGGAUGGAGAGCGACAGGAAUAAAAAGCAGCAGCUAUUGCAGCAGCAGCAACAGCAGCAGCAGCCGCCGAAGCAGCAGGAACAGCAGCAGAAUUCCGAAGGAUGAGGGAGGGAAGUUCGCGCGGUUUAGAAGUUCCCCCCCCCCUUUUAUUUUUUUUUUUCGUUAAAAGGUUGUUUGUGUGUUGUGGGGGUUGGGAUGGGAGAUGUGGAUAUGUUUCUCUGUGCGUGUGUGUUUUGGUGAGCGGGGAGGCGGACGGGGUUGGCCAAAGGAAAUCUUGGAACGUUUAGUGGCAAGUGGAAAAAUAAACAAAUAAAGUCAUUGCUGAAGUUCCUUCUCGCUGAGCGAGCAGCGACGAGAUUCAGAAGAAGAGGAAGAAGAGGAUUUGGCAACCGUUGAGAGAUGAAGGCAGCAAGUGCACUGGGGAAGUUAUCUGUAGAUUUUAAUCGCUUACUCUUUAAAAAAAAAAAACCAAGUUACUUAAACCAUUCCAGUCAGUGGCUUAGUGUUUUACCUCCUACGUAAGGACUGCUCCCAAAACCUCCGAUUACGUAGGAGUUCCGUAGCGGGGGAGUUCCGUAGAAGGAGUACUGUGAGCUGAGUGGACUUGAAUUUACGUAUAGAAAUAACCGUAGAGGGGAAUUUAUCCAGUGAAUUCGGUGAAUAAUCCACCGGGGCGGCUACGCGAUGAAAUUAAUGAAUUCAAAUGAUAAAUAUAUCUCCCCCUUGCAAAACCUCGCUCGCUUUUCUGGUAGAUGUUCAGAGUCAAUUACUUCGCUUUCAAUAGGUAUGGAGAAUGACGCGGGAUCUCGUCCGUGUGGGUUCCUACGAGAGGACUGAAAGAAAACUGUCAUUCCUGUCUGUGGGGUCAUCCUGUCUCGUCCUGAGCUGCAAAGAAAGGUUAAAAAUAAAGGGAAUGAAAUCAGUGGCAGAUUAUCAUAAAGCAGAGUCUUAUUUCUCUUUUUUUUUGUGUGGGUCAAAACUUUCAUUGUCAGGAUAUAUUGUUUGUGUACCUGUGGGAUAGAAGAGGGGGAAAGAUUGCGUUUGUGUGGUGUGUAUGUUUUCAAAAGGCGUGGUUUGUGCCCGCAGUGUUUGUUUGUUGGUGGGGCUAGGGUGGGUGGGUGGGUAUAUAUAUACAUAUAUAUACACGAACCAUUUCGUUCAGAUCAUGAUUGGCUCAAUUGAGACAAAAUCAUAUAAUUUCCAGUUUCUGCUUUAGAUAAAAAUCAUAGGACAGGGGAUAGGCGUGCACACAGACAGAGAGAUAUACGUAGAAUAUAUAAUAUUAUAUUAUGAGCAGUACACCAAAGAAUGAUAUAUAUAUACAUAUAUGUCAAAAAACAAAAAGGUUCAUGCUUUACAUUGACCAGUUCUCUAGAAGACAACAACAAAGGUACUGAAGCAUAGUUUACUGAGAGUUUGUUCUUUUUUUUUUUUAAUCAUUACUGAAACAAUAAGGGUUUGUUUACUAUAAUGGAAUUAGAUGGAAAAAUGUUGUCAAAUUUAAUUGAUGACGGAAUUUAUCUUUUCGAGAGUAUUUUCUUUAAUAUAUUUCUUGACAUGUCAAAAUUUAUUAUCUCGAGAAUAUAUUCGAAACGGAUUUCUUUAGAUGACAAGAUUUGUUAUCUCGAGAAUGUAUUCGAAAUGUAUUUCUUUAGAUGACAACAUUUAUUAUCUCGAGAAUAUAUUCGAAAUAUGUUUAUUGAGAUGACAAAAUUUAUGAUCUCGAGAUAUGUUUCUUGAGAUGACAACAUUUAUUAUCUCGAGAAUAUAUUCGAAAUAUGUUUAUUGAGAUGACAAAAUUUAUGAUCUCGAGUGUAUAUUCGAGAUGUUUCUUGAGAUGACAAGAUUUAUUAUCUCGAGAAUAUAUUAGGUAUAUAUUUCCUAAGCUGACCAAAUUUAUCAGCCAGAGAAUAUAUUUGAUUUUUUUAUUUAGAGUUUACAUGGGGAAUAACCUAACAUGAGUUUAAAAAAAAAAGGGAAAAUUUUUUUUUAAUGUAAUAUUGAGAGAAUUCUAGUACCGGAGAUAAAAAAAACAA